Messenger RNA from Cryptomeria japonica (Japanese cedar), 423 nucleotides. RefSeq lists its product as uncharacterized. Bases 1 to 423 code for a protein of 140 amino acids. Lineage: Eukaryota; Viridiplantae; Streptophyta; Pinopsida; Cupressales; Cupressaceae. The transcript has 4 exons. The record is from RefSeq and is a predicted model, not a curated record.
AUGGCAGAUUGUAAACCAGUUAGCACUCCAAUGGAAAUAGGCUAUAAAUUGACCAAAUCUGAUGACUCACCUGCAGUAAAUCAAUCUGAGUACAGAUAUGUUCAAGGCACUCUAGAUUAUGGUCUUUGGUAUCCCCGUAAUAAUGACUUCACUCUUGUUGGCUUCACUGAUUCUGAUUGGGCCGGUUGUCUAGAUGAUCGUAAAAGCACCAGUGGAGCUGCCUUCUUUCUUGGUGAUUGUCUUGUUGCUUGGCACAGUAAAAAGCAAGAUUGUGUCACUCUGUCCACCGCAGAUGAUAUUACAGUGACAAUUGACUUUUCAGGCAUUGGAAUUUCAUUACAGUGGCAUAAGGCAUUUUUUUAUUUGGGUUCAGAGGAUGUUGUUUUUCCUUACAGGUUUCCAUAUGACAAGGUUCAGUGUUGA